Solanum dulcamara is the source of this 2016-nucleotide messenger RNA. Its product is annotated as phosphatidate phosphatase PAH2-like. NCBI's taxonomy places the organism in Eukaryota, Viridiplantae, Streptophyta, Magnoliopsida, Solanales, Solanaceae. The transcript is spliced from 9 exons. The record is from RefSeq and is a predicted model, not a curated record. The coding region runs from base 594 to 1568 and encodes 324 amino acids. Gene Ontology annotation, molecular function: phosphatidate phosphatase activity.
CCAACUAUUCUUCAACGUUAAAAAUUCUUGACGGUUUAGUUCUGCAACUAUGAUUCUCUUUUAGAUUUUGGUUUUCUUAAUUUCUGACCAAAAACUAAAAGAGAAUAUGUGAGCGUGAGAAAACAAUUUCAAUUUCUGCUUCCAUUUUAUUUGCUGUUUUUUUUUUAGGUUUGAUUUGCUGGGGUUUCAGCAAAUUUUUGUAUCUUUGUAAUAUAUGUUCAUUUAAUUUUUCUUCUUUUAUUUGCCUUCCUUUAUCAAGAUAACUUUUUUUUAAAAAAUCUUUACCAGUCUUUGAAUUAAUGUUCUUUGAUCAUUUGUUGUUAAAGAUUUUAGAAAGAAGUAAAGAUUGGAUUUUUAUGGGAAAGAUCUAAAGAUUUUCUUGAGGGAAUCAAUGAAUUGCAGCACAUGAGCUAAACAAAUACAAUCUUGAUGAAUUGGGUUUGUUAUUUGUGAUGUGGUAAUAAGAUUGAAAAGUGGAAGCUUGUUAGAUUUUCUUGUAUUAAGUGAAUGAAUAUUGACAUUAGAUGAUUUAAACGGAGUAACGUGGUUAGUGAGGAUUCAUAUAGCUGGCCCAACUUAUUUGCGACAGAGGCAUGAGUACUAUGGGGAGGAUAGGUUGCUACAUAGGUAGGGGCGUACGUAGUGUUUCUGGGACCUUAAAUCCAUUUGGUGGUGCUGUGGAUAUCAUUGUGGUGAAGCAGCCAGAUGGGAGUUUGAAAUCAUCUCCUUGGUAUGUUCGAUUUGGGAAGAUUCAGGGGGUUUUGAAGGCUAGGGAAAACGUGGUUAAUGUAAGUGUCAAUGGCGUUGAAGCUGGUUUUCAUAUGAAUUUAGAUAAUAGAGGUCAGGCAUACUUCCUAAGGGAGCGGGGCAUGGAAAAUGGAUAUUCUUUAACUACUCGAACAUCUGAACACCUUGCAACUUUGAAUCUGAAGGAGGGAAAGAAUGUGGUUGUAUUCACGUGCUCGAAACAGCAGGUUGAUGCACGUAUAUAUUUGUGGAGAUGGGACACAAAUAUUGUAAUCUCUGAUGUUGAUGGAACAAUUACUAGAUCUGAUGUUCUGGGACAGUUCAUGCCUUUGGUGGGGAAGGAUUGGUCACAGACAGGUGUUGCGCAUCUCUUAUCGUCUAUCAAGGAGAACGGUUAUCAAUUGCUUUUCUUAAGUGCACGUUCUAUUUCACAGGCCUAUCUGACUAGACAAUUCCUGUUUAAUCUUAUGCAGGAUGGAAAGGGAUUACCAGAAGGACCAGUUUUCACAUCACCUGAUGGGCUUUUUCUUUCUCUAUAUAGAGAAGUGGUUAGAAAAGCUCCCCAGGAAUUCAAAAUUGCUUGCUUACUGGAAAUCAAGGCAUUGUUCCCUGCUGAUAGGAAUCCCUUUUAUGCUGGUUUUGGAAACAGGGACACUGACGAGCUUUGCUACCUCAAGGUUGAAAUACCUGAAGGAAAGAUCUUCACCAUCAAUUCAAAGGGUCAAAUUGUUCUAAAUCGCCACAUAGAUACAAAAUCAUACACCUAUAUACAUGGUCGUGUUAAUGACAUGUUUCCACCUAUUUCCUCGGUGAACAGUUAGCUAUCUUGACGUGGAGCAUCAGAGCAUUUUCACCAUUAUGUUCAUUUUAAUGAUCGUCCGUGUUGUUUGCUCAUAUGUGCAGCUUACGAGGCUGACUAUAUUAGAAUAGUUCCUUGGUCUGCAUAUCGCGUGCAAAGCGGAAACACCUGAAAUUACAGGAUUGGGUUUUACCAACGCGUGUGAGUGGACUCACAAGAUGAACCUUUGUUGUAUUUUACUCUCACUUUUAAUGUAUUUGCAUAAAAAGUUGGUAAAUACAUAUUCUAACUACACAACUUAUUUCUUUGGCUUAACCAAAGCCAGCCUCACUGUAACGGUAUAUAUUGCACAUGGAAGUUACUAGCAUGCAUCAAUAGUUGCUCUGCAUUCAUGUUUUGUGUUGUACACUGUAGGAUAUGUUCCUAUUGCGCGUGAAAUGAAUGGAGAUUGUCCAGUGAUUACCUUGAAA